UCUGUCCAAACGACUGUGCACUAAUUUAUAGGAAAAACAUGUAGUUAGCUGAAAGGGUGCAACCAAAGAAAGCGUUUUGAAAAACAAAAAUGUUGCGUUCGGCUGCCAUAGGAACUGCGGGAAACAUCGGCAUUAAUAAUGUGAACGACCUGUCCAGGUUGGCUCGGGCGGUGGAGCAGGGGAAAGAGAACUAUGAGGGAAAAUCAUCUAGAGCUCAACGCCAACUAUCCAGGCUGCGGAAGUACAGCGCGAUCGGCGAUGAAGACGGCGGUGUUGACUUCGAUGAUGAGGAAAGCAUUGGACUGGCUUCUCUACUGGGGAGAGUCGUGACUGAAGGUCUGCGGCACGUUCACCAGCCCGACCGGAGAAUCCGACUCAAUGUGAGCGGUCUGAAGUUCGAGGUGAAGGAGAGCCUGCUGUUCCGCUACCCGCAGACUCUGCUGGGCAACUCCGAGAAACGCGCGGAGUUCUACUGUCCAGACAGCGACGACUUCUUCUUCGACAGGCACCGCCCCAGUUUUGAAGCCAUCUUUAGGUACUACCAGACAGGGAAGCUGAUCCGCCCUUCGUCUAUCCCCGUUGACGUGUUCGUGGACGAGAUGCGGUUCUUCCGACUCGGGAACGACAUCAUCAGCAGCUACCUGGAGUCCGAGGGGUACAUCUUCCCCAAGCCGAUCCACGAGAGCGACAUGCCGCCAGAGGGACACCGCCGCACGAUCUGGCGACUCAUGGACUUCCCCGAAAGCUCCAUCUUCGCCAAGAUCAUCACCUUCAUGUGCGUGUCUGUAAUAUUUAUCUCCAUCGUUGUCUUCUGUAUGGAAACUCUACCAGAUUACCGCGAUCAGGAGGUCCUCAUGGGGCAUGACAACAGCACCAACACCACAGCCAUCGAACGGGCGAGGCAAAGCUCGUUCUUCCAGAUAGAAUCCUUCUGCGUUGCCUGGUUCUGUAUCGAGCUGGGUCUCCGCUUCUACGCCUGCCCGAAGAAGCUUCCCUUCGUCAAGGACCUCCUGAACAUCUUCGACUUCGUGGCGAUCGUUCCUUACUUCGUGACUCUUCCUCUCAUUAUCUCAAACGUCUCAAUCCCGGGCAACUCCAUCGUCUUCUCCUUACUCCGGACCAUGCGUCUGACCAGGGUCUUCAGGAUCAUGAAGCUCUCCAGACACUUUAAGGAGCUGCAGACGCUGAUGAAGACGGUCCGGGCCAGUAUCGGCGUCUUGAGCAUGAUGGUGUUCUUCAUGCUGACCAUGAUGGUCCUCUACUCCAGCUGUGUCUUCUUGGCCGACAUAGACGCACCGGACACGUUUUUCGAGAGUAUUCCUGACGCCUUCUGGUGGGCGCUCGUUACCAUGACUACAAUCGGCUACGGUGACGUGUACCCCCGGACCCUGGCGGGAAAACUCAUCGGCAGCAUGUGCGUCAUCACCGGGCUGCUCGUCAUCGCCAUGCCGGUACCCAUCAUCGUCGAGAACUUCAACAACUUCUACAAGAGGGACAAGAACAUGCACAUAGCGGAGGAGUCCGUCAUGGAGAAGCUACCCAUCGACGACAGCAUCAAGACGUUCUUGGAGAACUUAAAGGAACGCUGCGCAAGGAGUUGGGUCGGAAGGCGAGUCGGUUAUGUGGGAAGGAGGAUCCGUACGCUGUGGAACAAGGACGGGGAGGGCCAGCUGCACAACCACGUCUCAUCCGCCAGGAGGCGCAAGAGACGAAGUCAGAGUCUGGGCAGCAGUCAGUUGAUAGAACUGGACGAGACAGUAGUGUCGGUGAUUUCUUCUGAACUUUGAUUCGCAAUAAAAGAAAAAAAAAUAGAUAAAUUCAUUGCUACGUAUAAACUUCGAGAAAAGAUAGUUUGAUCAACUACUGUUGUUAUGACAAGGGUGCUUGAACAAUGUACUUUGAUUCGCAAUGAAUGAAAUAGAUGUAUUCAGUGUUUCUGUACAGUAUUAAAUGACGAAGAAUGCUAACUACAGUUUAACUACUGUUAUCAUGAGAAGGGUGCUUGAACAAUGUACGUUCACAGUGUAUCAAUAUUCUGGUGCACAUUGAUUUGCAGCGAACAACUUUACAUGUAAUGCAGCAAUGUUAGAACAAGAAGGGUAGUCAGAAAAUACAGACUAUACAAUCCUUAACCUGACAUGUAGUAUAAUGAGAACAGAUACUAUAAUCUAUCUAGAUUAAGGGAAUAGAAAUUCUACAGAAGUCUGUUCUUUUGGGGAUGGCACAUGUAGUUAUAUCUACACUAACAUUUAACACCUGUUAUAAGAUUUUGGAUCUCCAACAUCUGGCCAGGUUCAUAUACUGUAUCUCAAAUGGUGGGAAAAUAAAUAAGUAAAUAUUUGGUCUUGUCGCAUCGCAUUAUUAAUCAAUAGAAACAAAUAAUAGAACACCUUGCUUCACCUCAAAUAGCGUAUGACAACCAUGCAUUUGAGUUACCAUCACACACACAUGUACAUUGUUGUAGGCUAUACUGUGUUGAUUGUGUGGUUGACAUCCUCUGGGCACCUCAAAACUGAUGCGCGUGUAUGAAAAAAAGAAGAA
Branchiostoma belcheri (Belcher's lancelet) is the source of this 2541-nucleotide messenger RNA. Its product is annotated as shaker-related potassium channel tsha2-like. Gene Ontology annotation, cellular component: voltage-gated potassium channel complex; membrane. Gene Ontology annotation, molecular function: protein binding; delayed rectifier potassium channel activity. Bases 90 to 1787 code for a protein of 565 amino acids. The record is from RefSeq and is a predicted model, not a curated record. Gene Ontology annotation, biological process: protein homooligomerization; potassium ion transmembrane transport. NCBI's taxonomy places the organism in Eukaryota, Metazoa, Chordata, Leptocardii, Amphioxiformes, Branchiostomatidae. The transcript is spliced from 5 exons.